This is a messenger RNA of Oncorhynchus keta (chum salmon), 1742 nucleotides long. It is a transcript of the gene bicdl2l, whose product is annotated as bicaudal-D-related protein 2-like. The transcript has 6 exons. Lineage: Eukaryota; Metazoa; Chordata; Actinopteri; Salmoniformes; Salmonidae. Gene Ontology annotation, biological process: vesicle transport along microtubule; Golgi to secretory granule transport. The record is from RefSeq and is a predicted model, not a curated record. The coding region runs from base 185 to 1540 and encodes 451 amino acids.
CAUUCUCUGUGUUUUGUUCCCUCCCCUUCUCGCUCUCUCUUUUUCUCUCACUGUCAUAGCCUCUUCUCACUGCCAGUCAUUGUUUUUGUCCCAGUGAGAUUGUGAGCUCCUCUCUUCAGUUCUUUCUCUCGAACUCUCCUGUUGUCGGUUUGGUGUUUGGUGGUUGUGACCCCUCUAUUAUGCCAUGGGAGACCCUGUGCCUUUCUCCAUCCUGAACGAGAGACUGAGACCACAGUUUACUGCCAUGGAACAACUCUGCUACUCCCUGCACACCCUGGAAGAUGGACACCAGCUGCCUGGCAUUGUCAGUGGCAGUUCAACCACACGGUCUACAAUACUGAGAGAUGAAAUACAAACACAGGUUAAUUCAAGCUCGACCACGACCGAAUCAGAGGAUGACCCAGAGAAGGAGGAUGUGGUCACAGAAAGGUUGACUUCGCUGACCGAAGAGGGGGACAACUGUCAUGAUCUGUUGACCAUGACCAGUACCUGCUUGAUGCAAUCUUUGACCGCAGAAGAUACUGGUCCUGAUGGUUCUGGUGAGCUGACCGUGGUCAAGGAGAGUUUGGCCAUAGAGAAUGGCGAUCCAGGUGUUUUGACCAUGGUCAGUGAGGGAGAUGGUUCUGAUGAGGUCAGUGAGGAUAAGAGCCCUUUCAGACGGAGCUACAUAGACCGAAUCUUACCGGACCUCAUCAGGAGUGGACAACAGCUCAGCAGACGCAGAACAUUAGGACCAGUGUCCGACACGUUGAAGGAAGUGCGUCGGGAGGUGGCGCUGUCAGUGAGACGCAGUCUGAGGCUGAAGGCUCAGGUGGACAAACUACAGGAGAACAGAGACGAACCGGGAUGGAUCCAACACAGGGAGAAGGUUACAGAGGAGGUUCAGUCCGUUCUGAGGUUGUUGCUUCCUCUGACAGAAGCAGAGUCCAGCAUAGUAGAACCAUCUGUUCAGGAGAACAGUCUGGACACAGCGCUGGUCCUGCUGCAGAACGUCGCACGCAAACUAGCUCUCAGCCACACAGCACAGGAUUCCCAGUUCUGGGUUAAAAAAGGGAAUGGUAUGGAUGACAGUGCUGUUCUACAACAGGCACUACGGGACAGAGACGAUGCCAUGGACAAGAAGAAGGCCAUGGAGGCGGAGCUUCUCCGCAGUAAGACAGAGAUGAUGUUACUGAACAACCAGUUGUUGGAGGCUGUGCAGAAACGACUGGAGCUCUCACUGGAACUAGAGGCCUGGAAGGACGACAUCCAGAGGAUCCUGCAGCAGCAGCUCCAGAGCCAGCAGGAAGCAGAACAGGCCCAGAGGAAACCCUCCCGUCUGGGGCUGCUGAGGAGAACUAAAGAACCCCCACACCAGAGGCCAGCCUCCACCCCUGCCCCCUCUCCGGCCCUACAACGCACCCCUGUUACCUGGAGGGACAGGCUGAAGAGGGGGAAGACGGGUCGUCAUGGUGACCAGGAGGCAGCGCAGGCGUCACCGGUGUCGCGGUCGUCGAGUAGCAGCAGCAGACUGGAGGGGUUUCAUACCAUAGACUUAUAACACAACAUGAGAGGGACAAAUCAUUGCUACUUGAUACAUUUUUCAAACUGUUGAUUCCUACUGGGAGAGAUACAUGGAUUACACACAUUCACAAUGAGAAUAAUUCUCUACUUGAGGAAAACAUUCAUAGUACAUUUGGGUUGUAGAGUCUCCAUCUGUAAUCAUUAAUGUAUCUGUCUUUGAUUAAAGUAAUUGAAACGUC